Molecule: messenger RNA, 627 nt
Organism: Rubroshorea leprosula
Lineage: Eukaryota; Viridiplantae; Streptophyta; Magnoliopsida; Malvales; Dipterocarpaceae
Source: the annotation of a GenBank genome assembly
ACCCAAGACCCCAAAAUUACUACUAAUUGUGUUACAUCAUUGGUUUUUAUACAACUACCACUUUGUUAGGGAGAUACAAAGUUUAGUGGGGAGAUAUUGAGUAACCCAUCACAAGUGAUAACUAAAAGAUUAGUUCAAUAAUUACAUGAAUCUCUACUUAUUUAAACUACUCUUUUUCUUCGUAUUAAAAUGCGAUUGAGGAUAUGUUGCCUUUAUAUUGUACCAAUAUUUGGACACAACAAGGGUUCGAGGGACAUAAUCUGACGAACGAGGCAUUCAGGCAACUCCAAGAUCCUGUCCACACCAUCAUUAUCAUUCUCAUCCGCUUCAUGUUUGCACAAGUCUGCUUUUUCAGAUACAGAGACUAGAGAAAAAAACAAAAGUCGAAGCAGAUCUGCUAAUCGUCGAUGGUACUCGCUGAAAUCGAUCGGUGACCUACUUGAUUAAGCAGAGAGAAAGAGAACCCCAGAUUAUGCCUUGCUGAGGGUUUGGUGUAUCGUUCCUAUUGCAGAGAUGGUGAGGAUGGAGACUGGAGGAGAAGGAUUCACGUGGAGAUGGUUUGGUGUGUCGUUUCAAGAUUAUUGUUUUGAUUAUGUGUUAAGGGUCCAAUUAAUUUUAACCUUUUAC